Messenger RNA from Ricinus communis (castor bean), 3371 nucleotides. RefSeq names its product protein-tyrosine-phosphatase MKP1. The coding region runs from base 382 to 2925 and encodes 847 amino acids. NCBI's taxonomy places the organism in Eukaryota, Viridiplantae, Streptophyta, Magnoliopsida, Malpighiales, Euphorbiaceae. The transcript has 5 exons. Gene Ontology annotation, molecular function: protein tyrosine/serine/threonine phosphatase activity. Gene Ontology annotation, biological process: protein dephosphorylation. The record is from RefSeq and is a predicted model, not a curated record.
UGUUUCCAAUGGUUCUUAAUUAUAAUCUUAUUCCUCACUCAUCUUCUCUUUCUCUGAGUCAAAGAAAAAAAAAAGGAAAGAAACUCACAACUGAAAAAGACUUGUACUAUCCCUUCCUUGCCUUAACUUUCCCUCUCUCAGCUCCUUAAUACCCCAUUUCCUUCUUCAUCUGAAUCUACCUCUGUUCUUAGAUUCACCUUCUUCUUCUGCACUGUUAGCACACAACUCGAUCUGGUAUGGGCUUUCAAUUCUCAAUUGUUAGUUAGCCUUGUCAUUAUUUACUCUCAUAUGAAAGUUAAAAGAGAAGGUUGAGGCCUUAUAGAUUUUUUGAUUUGGUGCAAGUCUUGAAGUAGUGAUAAACUUCUGAAAUUUGGAGUGGGCAUGGUGGGCAAAGAGGACGGGAAUCCUCUGGCUCCGCGCCAGCUUCCUUCUGCUGGUGGGUCCCGCAAGAUGUUUUGGCGUUCUGCAUCCUGGUCCUCUUCUAGGACUGCCCUUCAAAAUCCUGAAUGUGAUGAGAAGGAUUGUGUGAUAGAUCCAAAUGGGAAUGAUAUUGGUAAUGGUAGUAGUAAUGAGCAAAACCGUAGGUACCCUGUUCCAUUAACUCCACGGUCCCAACAAAACUUUAAGGCACGGUCAUGCUUGCCGCCGUUGCAGCCUUUGGCCAUUGCUCGUAGAAGUUUAGAUGAAUGGCCGAAAGCAGGUUCUGAUGACUUAGGUGAGUGGCCUCAUCAGCCAACCACCCCAAGUGGGAACAAGAAUGGUGAGAGGUUGAAACUUGAUUUAUCUUCUAUCCAAAGGAACCCUGAUAAGAAUGCUGGACUCGUGAAGAGAGAUAAAAUUGCUUUCUUUGAUAAAGAAUGUUCAAAAGUAGCAGAGCAUGUAUAUCUUGGUGGGGAUGCAGUUGCUAAGGAUAGGGAGAUUUUGAAGCAGAAUGGGAUUACUCAUGUGCUGAACUGUGUCGGUUUUGUCUGCCCUGAAUACUUCAAGGCUGACUUUGUUUACAGGACGUUGUGGUUGCAGGAUAGUCCUUCAGAGGAUAUUACAAGCAUUCUAUAUGAUGUUUUUGAUUAUUUUGAGGAUGUUCGAGAACAAGGCGGGAGGGUUUUUGUUCAUUGUUGCCAAGGGGUUUCACGGUCUACUUCAUUGGUGAUUGCAUAUCUUAUGUGGAGAGAAGGUCAGAGUUUUGAUGAUGCCUUCCAAUAUGUGAAGUCAGCAAGAGGGAUUGCUGACCCCAAUAUGGGUUUUGCUUGCCAGUUAUUACAAUGCCAAAAGAGGGUUCAUGCAUUCCCUCUUAGUCCUAGUUCAUUGCUGAGGCUAUAUAGAGUUGCUCCACAUUCACCAUAUGAUCCUUUGCAUCUUGUCCCAAGAAUGUUGAAUGAUCCUUCACCUUCUGCUUUGGAUUCUAGAGGUGCCUUCAUAAUCCAUAUACCUUCUGCAAUAUAUAUCUGGAUUGGCAAAUAUUGUGAGGCCAUCAUGGAAAGGGAUGCUAGGGGAGCUGUAUGUCAGAUUGUUCGAUAUGAGAGAGCUCAAGGUCCAAUAAUAGUGAUUAAAGAAGGGGAAGAACCGGCUUACUUUUGGGAUGCAUUUUCAAAUUAUCUACCUCUAAUUGAAAAAUCAGGUAAUGGUAUGAAGGCUGGGGAAUCAGCCCUUAAAAUUUCCCUUGGUGAGAGAAAAGUGGACGCCUAUAAUGUUGACUUUGAGAUUUUCCAAAAGGCUAUUAAGGGAGGGUUCGUGCCCCCAUUUGCAUCAUCAGAGAAUGAACAUGAGACCCACCUUCCUGCUAGAGAAAGCAGUUGGAGUGUGUUAAGACGGAAGUUUGCCCCUGGCGACAUGAAAGAAUUUGUCUCAGCACCAAAGAUAUUCCUCUCCAGGAUGUAUUCGGAUUCUAUGAUGAUUGUGCACUCCUCCUCACCACCAUCAUCAUCUUUAUCUUCUUCCCCUCCAUAUCUUUCUCCAGAUUCCAUCUCUUCAGAUUCCAGUACUAGCUCAAAAUACUUCUCAGAAUCCUCUCUAGAUUCUCCUUCAGCAGCUUCAUCUUCUGUUCUUGUGUCUUCAUCACUAUCUAACUUCUCUAACUUGUCUCUUCUCUCAUCCAAGACUUCUUCUCAGCCACUUUCCAACACUCCUGAGUUUCAUGCCAUCAGUAGCAUGUCCAAUGGACCUUAUCAAGUAACUUCCUCGCUGUCUAAAACAUCUCCACCUUCACUUGCUGAACGCAGAGGUAGCUUGUCAAAGUCCUUGAAGCUGCCAGUCAUGACUGAGAAUAUGAGGCCGACUAACAUUCCUCCAAAUUCACAUACCUGCCAGGAAGAUGGUGCUAGGAUAAACAAGAAUAAUUUUUCUUGGUGUAAUACAGAUAGUAGAGAAAUUGUUCUAGAGUCCAGGAAUGAUACCAAAGAAGGAGACAAGGAUUCAGUGCAACAGUGCAAGUUGAAUUUAUGUUCAGAUAGAGUAGUUAUUGCUGACAAAUGUCACAAAGAAGCCAGCUUUGUAAAUAAUUAUGAUGGCCCUGACAGAAAUUGUCUGUUGGGCAAAGGCUUAGGGUGUUCCACCUCAAAUGGGAAGGACCGCUGUAGCCUAAAGCAACCAUUGGUAUGUCAGUGGCCCAGUUUGGAAAGAAUUAUAACUUUUGGUGUUAGCAAUUUGGAUUCUAAAGCUGCUUUUGCAAUUUUAGGGCCAGCUACAGGUUUAGGCAGAGAUGAGAAUAGGAUUCUAUAUUUUUGGAUAGGAAGGUCUUAUCCUUUUGAUGAGAGCCUGACUCGGUUAGAAUGCAGUAAAGGAUUAAUGGACGGAAAAUUAAUUGACUGGAAUCAAGUCGGCUGUCUUGUUCUUACUCAAAUGGGUCUUCCGAAGGAUAUCACUGUCAAGUUUAUCAAAGAAGAUGAAGAACCAGCAGAAUUUCUUGAAUUGUUGAGUGCAUUAUAGCAUCACUGAGAUGGAGGAGAUUAUGCAGUGCAAUAGCUUAACUCUUUUCAGUUACUUCAGCUGCCCAGUUACUUACAAGUUUUCAGGCAGUAUCAUGAACUUCCAAAGCAAGACCAGUGAGUAUGUCUGCGGAAGAAACUUGUAAUCAAGUAUGUCUGCGGAAGCUCUGGACUUGGUGAGCAAAGCAGCCAUAAACACUUCGCUUCCACCUGGGUGAUUUAAAGUGUUGAAAAGCAAAAUAUGUAGAAUCUUUAAAGAGAUGAAGUGGCUGCUUUCUGAGGAUAUCUGUGGCUAUACAUCUUGGUUGUACAGUGCUGUAACAUCUUCAUAACUGGAUCAUUUUGUCCUACAGCAAGUUUCAUAUUCAUGUAUAUUCAAUCAUUGUCAGAAACAAAUUCCUGAAGGCCUUUUCAGGCAUAAUAGAUACAUUGAAAUUCCGCUUCCAA